AUGGCACCAAGCAGUUGGCGCGGGGAGAGCGAGCAGCCGUCCCCGAGCCGCGCACACGUCCCUGAGCCGCCCAUGGAGCUCUUCGAGACCAACCCGUAUUUCUUCCCGGAGCAGAGGUUUUACGAUGGGGAAAACUUUCUGGGCUCCCGCUUGCAGGCCUACGAGCCCGCGGCGUUCCCCGAGCGCGCCGAGGCGGCCCUGUGUGCCGAGGGCAGGGUGGCUCUGGAGGACAAGGAGGCGCUGGCCGAGCACUGUCCCGGGCAGUGCCUGCCCUGGGCCUGCAAGGUGUGCAAGAGGAAAUCCGUGUCCAUGGACCGGCGGCGCGCGGCCACGCUGCGGGAGAAGCGGCGGCUCAAGAAGGUGAACGAGGCGUUCGAGGCUCUGAAGCGCAGCACCCUCCUGAACCCCAACCAGCGGCUGCCCAAGGUGGAGAUCCUGCGCAGCGCCAUCCAGUACAUCGAGCGGCUGCAGAGCCUGCUCAGCUCCCUCAACCAGCAGGAGCGGGACCAGCGGGAGCUGCGCUUCCGGCCCCAGCCCGCCGCAGCCAGCGACUGCGGGUCCAGCAGCUCCUCCUGCAGCCCCAAGUGGAGCAGCCAGCUGGAGUUCAGCACCAACCCUGCAGGUAACGCCCUCCUCGCUUCCCUGGGGCAUCCCACGGCCUCGCUGGGCUCUGCUGGGAGUGGGAACAGUGGGGACACCACAGGCCUGGAGCAGAGCAUUACUGAGCCAAGCCCCUCCCUGGGCAGGAGAUGAUUGGAGCAAAGGGCAGAAGGAACCUUGCCCUUCUCUCCCCGUCCCACUGCUGCAGAGUGAUGAGCUCAGAAAUUCUACAGAAUCUCCUUGGCUCAAUUCUCAGCAAUUUCUGAUUUCACCAAAACACCAACCCUGGGGAGCUGAGAAACUGAGCUGCAGCGGCCUGGGGCCCUGGUGCCUUCAUCCCCAGCAAGGGUUUCAUCUGUUGCCAUCCCUUGGCUUGGCAUGUUUGGCUGGGCAUCACUGGGCAUGGCAGGGCAUGGCUGAGCAUGGCUGGCCAGCACUGCCCCAGCCCCCUUCCCUCCCUACACCCCCUCGGCAGCUGCUGAUCUUUUUUUCCAUGCUUGCCAUUAUCCCUGCCUCUGCCAAAUCCACCUGUUAUUUUCCCCAGAAGGCAGAAACUUAAAUCUCAUUUUCCAGUGGAGAUUAAAACCUAUAAAGGAUCCAAAAGUCCUACUCCCUGUUGCUCUCUCAUCCUUCCCCAGGGUGGGGGCUGGCAGCAGGUCCCUAGGUCCUUCUGGCCAUGUGGAGGAUCAUGGGGUCAUAGAAUCGUAGAAAAGAAUCAACAAAUUGUUACGGAUGCAGAAGACCAUCAAGUCCAACCCUCAGCCAUGUUCACCACUAACCUACAUCCCCUUGAGCAGAACCAGGAGCCAUCUCCAGCACACAGUCCCCAUUCCCAGCAGUGUCCUCAGCCCUCUGUCUCCCCAGAUCCCAUUCCCAGCAGUGUCCUCAGCCCUCUGUCUCCCCAGAUCCCAUUCCCAGCAGUGUCCUCAGCCCUCUGUCUCCCCAGAUCCCAUUCCCAGCAGUGUCCUCAGCCCUCUGUCUCCCCAGAUCCCAUUCCCAGCAGUGUCCUCAGCCCUCUGUCUCCCCAGAUCCCAUUCCCAGCAGUGUCCUCAGCCCUCUGUCUCCCCAGAUCACCUCCUGGCUGACGAGGCAGCCGAGGAGCGCAAUCUGCACUCGCUGUCCUCCAUCGUGGAGAGCAUUGCUGUGGAGGACGUGGCUGUGACGUUCCCGGAGGAGCGGGGUCAAAACUGAGCUGGUGCAAACCCGGGUGGCUCCUUGAAAUGGUAACGGGGUGGGAAUGAGAUGCCAGAAGGGUCCAGCUGCUGGAAAUCCCAUCCACCCCUCCAGGGCUAUGGGCUGCACGGCUGACACCACUUGGCUCCGUUCCCACUCCUUGGAGCGCUCCUGCUGGGCUGCAAGAAGAACAGGCAGAGGUGGGGUGGGGCAGCGGCCGCAGGUCCUGGAGGGGCUUCCCAGGGCCAGGCCCUGCUCCACUGCCCAGCCAGGGAUGGGCGGGUUUAGGGCCAAUGUGUGUGCUGGGUUUGCUUUGCUGAGUUUUCCAGAUGCUCCUUGACCAAGGUCUCUGUCCAGCUGGUGUCCGGUGGUGCUGACCUGGAGCCCACCUGUCUUUUCUACUGAACACUGUGUGCAGUUGCCAUUUAGGGUUUUUUUAAUUAUUAUUUUUGCUAACUUAUUUGGAUUCUUUUUUAAAUAAAGGCAUUCUUGUUUGGACAGCUUGGGGUUUCCUUUACUGUUGUCCUGCCCUGUGUAGGUCUCCCCAGUUCCACAAUCCCCAAAUCCAGGUUGGAGAUUUUCGUAUCAGUAAAUCCAGCUGGAUCUCAGCACAUUCACUCAGCUGGGAAGUGGAUGUGCCACACCUCAAUUAGCCCUACACUGACCAGUGAUUUCACUGGUGUUUAACUGGGGUUCAGCCUUGCACCCCAAAGAUCUUGAGGGAGCUAGGGAUAAAUGAUAUUUUUAAUUUGGGCUCUACAAAGGAGGCUCAAAGCCAGCACUGUUUUAAAAUCCUGUUUAUUGGAACACACAUACAUCCUUUCCUGACCCGAUCCAGGGUUUGGAGUCCAUGCAGUACCAGUAACAUGACGAAAGAAAUAGGGCAUCAAUAUAAAGGGCUCACUGACUCUUCAAAUUAAAAAAAUAUUUAGUACUGUAUUAGGCAAAUGAUACACCAAAAAGACGUUGUGACUGUAGAGUCUCUCAGAUAUUGCACUUCCAGACAGCACAUGAUAAGUAUAAGGUCAUUCCAGCCAUCAAUAAAUAUCACAUCAGAAAUAGGAGCCACACAAGGCAAACGUGGCAUGAGGAGACAAAGAGAUCCUACCCUAUGGAAGAAAUGGGAAGAGUUAAGAGCCUCCUGGAUUGACCCCUGCCAGGAGGCAGGAGGGGAGAGCAUCUCCUCUGCACCCAGAGGGGAAGGGUGGGCACAUCCCGGGGGUGGAGGGGGCUCCCGUUGUCUCCCUGGGCACCCAAGGAGGGUCCCCUCUCUUGUGGGUGCCAGAAACCAUCCCCAUGAGCUGUGUGGGGCAGUCCCAGGCACAGCCCCCCCAAACAGGGCACCUGACAGCACCAAAAUCAGCACCUUGCCCACCCAGCCCUAGGCAGACAC
Molecule: messenger RNA, 3166 nt
Organism: Motacilla alba alba
Lineage: Eukaryota; Metazoa; Chordata; Aves; Passeriformes; Motacillidae
Gene: MYOG
Product: myogenin
Exons: 2
Coding region: 1-753 (250 amino acids)
Biological process (GO): positive regulation of myoblast differentiation; muscle organ development; positive regulation of transcription by RNA polymerase II
Molecular function (GO): RNA polymerase II cis-regulatory region sequence-specific DNA binding; DNA-binding transcription factor activity, RNA polymerase II-specific; protein dimerization activity
Source: RefSeq, a predicted model, not a curated record